CCUGUGUUUGUUCUUUGACAGGAAGUUUGAGAAGGAUAGAAAAGGGGAGAGAAGACCAAGAAAAGGAGAAGUCGUCAGCGGGGGAAUUACACAUUGUGAGAACUGCAUUUGCUUCUGUCGUUGUGGCGACUGAGCUGUGCUCCUGUACCAACAGGUUUCUCCUCAGCAGGUUUUCGUACAUGCGGUGAUUAUGUGUCGUGACAGUGGUUGGUGACUGGCAAGAGUGGAGUCACGCCAACAGAGACAUGAAGAACCGAAGUCACCACCCAAGCUCAGGAUGGGACACGUCGCUGCCAGGGUCAUGAACUGCAGCUGAAUGAAGCAUUGUUGUACUUGACCCUUGACGCUUGUGUACCAACCAUGGCAUGUGCAAAGGAAGUGCAACAAUGGAGAGUAAAAAUGACCAUGCACAUUGUUUUGGCCGUGGUGACUGUGGUCUUUUCCAUGAUUCCUGGUGGCGUACUUAGCGAUAUGAGAUGUACCGUGGCAGAUAAAGUCCAACCGUUACCUCAGGGGUUGCCUCAUCUGCAUCGACGGCUGAAGAGAGGCUGGAUCUGGAAACAGCUGAUUGUCCCUGAGGAAGAUCCAGUACUUCGCGUUAUUGGCCAGCUCAAGUCUGACUUUGACCGAGGUGAAUUUUCCAUCAAGUACAUAUUAUCGGGUGAAGGUGCAGGAGAGGUUUUUGAUAUUGAUGAGUAUUCCGGUGAGAUCCGGACACUGAAGAAGCUUGACCGUGAGGCAAAAGCUUUCUAUGUGCUUCAAGCACAGGCUAUCAACAGGAGGUCCAACCAACCGGUGGAGCCACAGUCAGAGUUCAUCAUCAAGGUCCAAGACAUCAAUGACAACAUCCCACAGUUUCAGAAUGAACCAUAUGUAUCCAGCAUCCCAGAGAUGUGUCCAACUGGGACCAGGGUGGCCCAGGUGUCAGCCACAGAUGCUGAUGAUCCCAUGUUUGGAAACAACGCCAAGCUCAUCUACUCCAUCCUGCAGGGGGAGCCGUACUUCUCUGUUGAGCCGAAGACAGGUAUCAUCGUCACGUCUUUCCCAAACAUGGACCGGGAAGCACGGGAUCAGUACCUGGUGGUGGUGCAGGUGAAGGAUAUGCUGGGCCUCAGCGGCGGUUACUCCGCCACCACCACAGUUACAGUACAUCUGACUGACGUUAAUGACAAUGGACCCAUUUUCCAGCACCACUUGUACACCUUUGCCGUGCCUGAGGAUGCCGCGGUAGGCACCACAGUGGGCAGGAUUAUGGCCGACGAUGGAGACGUCGGCAUCAAUGCCAAGAUGACCUAUAGUUUGGAGGACGACCUGGAGGGCAGCUCCACUUUUACGAUCCAAACAGACCCAAUCACACAGGAGGGAGUGGUUCUGCUGGCUAAGCCGUUGGACUAUGAAAGUAAGCGACGUUAUGUCAUGGCUGCAGAUGCAGUCAACGAUCACAUGGACACACGCUUCCUAAGUGAAGGUGACUUCAUGGACAGGACCACAGUCAAGGUUUUUGUGGAGGAUAUGGAUGAGCCACCGGUCUUCCCGGUUCCGGUGUACGUGUGGAAAGUCCCCGAAAGCGCAGCAGUGGGAACUGUGCUGGGCUCUGUGAGCGCCAGAGACACUGACGCAAUCAACAAUCCCAUCAGAUAUUCAAUUUACAAAAGAAGCGAUGCCAUGAAAGCAUUCAAAAUAGACCCAAACAACGGAACCAUGUCUGUUGUUAUGAACUUGGACAGAGAGUCUGCAAACUGGCAUAACUUGACUGUCAUCGCCAAGGAAACAACUCAGAACCAUUUAUCCUCCUCUGUGGCGGUGUUCAUCAAAGUGCUGGACAUAAACGACAAUGUGCCAAGGCUUGCAAGACAUUACCAGCCAUAUAUCUGUGAGGGGACAGAGGCGGGAGAACUUAUACAACUGCUCAGUGCCGUGGAUCCAGACGACCCGGUGGAGGGACAUCACUUUUACUUCUCUAUGGUCCCGGAGAAGCACAUCAAUCCAAACUUCACCAUCAGAGAUAAUCAAGACAACACAGCUGGUAUUGUGGCACGCAGGAGUACUUUUACCCUCAAGGAUCGAACCCAGUACCUGCUGCCCGUAGUGGUGACAGACAGCGGCUCACCAGCGCUCUCCAGCACCAGCACUUUGACCAUCAGCGUAUGCAGCUGUCAGCCUGCUGGUCAUUGUCCCACUGGAGGGGUGGAGGCCCUUGCUUUGUCUAUGGGGCUCAGCCUGCAGACCUUGUUAGGGCUCCUGGUCUGCCUGGCCACUUUCACAGGACUGUCACUUUUAAUGCUAAUAGUGAGGCGACACAGGUGCAAACAGCAGGAAGUGCUGGAGGUGGAGGUGAAGGAGCUGGAGCUGCCAGAGACGGUGUCACAAAAGGUACUGUGUUAUCAAGAAGCAGGCGGUGGAGGAGCAGAACUGGACUUCUGCCAGGCCAUCCCCCUGCGUCCUCGCCCCAAGAGAAGAGAGAGGAGGCUCCUAAAGGAGGAGGUCAGGGCCAGCAUACGGAUGUCCCUCCGAGAGUCUCACCUCAUUGGGCCCGAGGAUGAGGUCUUCAGACAGUUCAUUCUGGACAGGCUGGAAGAGGCGGAUCAGGAUCCUUACGCACCCCCUUUUGACUGCCUCAGAACCUACACAUAUGAGGGGACAGGGUCCGCUGCUGGGUCUCUCAGCUCACUGGAAUCCACUCCUGAAUUCAGUCCAGAGCCAAGCAGCUCCACGCGCCAUUUGGUGAGACUUACCCCGUGGUAUGGAGGAGCCGAGGAGGACACCGUCUUCUAAUGACAUCUACUUGCUGUGCACUCUUGGAACAAUCAACCAAUUAAUUGCAUUAAUAAAGUCAGUAAAUAAAACACUUAAAUAUGCAAUGUAAAAAUGCCUUUUGCUGGAAUGCCUCACGUAUCUGUGGCAUUUUGUUUGCUGAGACAAGUAGUUCAACAUAAGUGGCUUCCUGUUAAUGAGCAAUUUGCAGGUUGAGUCUUAUUACUGUUUCUGUGAAAGGAAACCAUAAAUGAGAAAAAAUAUUUUACAAGCAGAAAAAUUGUAGUAAUUCGGAAAACUGUGCAAACAUAAGUAUGGUUCCUGAUAAUGUUUCUAAUGGGCUCCCAGGGUGCACCAUCUUAAGGUACAGUAAGUACCUUUCCGGGCUUUGAAUUUGCAGAGCAUUACGAUUAUGUAGUUCUUUCCACUACUCUACCUUAUUUUGUUUUAAAGUUACAAAAACAACAUUUUGAAGCACAUUAUCUUAAACAGAAGCCCAGACAAUUCUUCUCUGAAUUGCAAAUUUUCCAUAUUUAUAAAGAAAAUGUCUUGGGCAGGGGUUGUGGAAAAGUGGUUAGUGCGCUUAGUUUCAGAGCAGAAUGUUCCUGGUUCAAACCCCACCCCUGCCUUGUGCUAAAUCACCAUGCAGACCCACUUUGGAUGUGCAGAAAGGACUUACCAUAAAGACAAAUUCUGGUCCUCUUUCAGGGAAUGAACGUCUCCCUGAACAUAAUUUAUGGUCAUGGAAAUUUCACAUAAUACAGAAUUUCCCCAAUUCUGAGUUGAAAUUGUAUCCCCCCAGAACUACAUACAGCACCUUACUGAGGAUUUCUAAACAUAUUUUAGCACUUGGCCGCACUAGGAUGAUUCCAUUAAUGUUUCAGGUUCGCAAAUCAAAAGGUCGAGAUUUCUGUCUAAAGCAAAUAUAUGGGGCAACAUUUAAUCCAACAGUUGUAAGAUUAAAAAAAAGGUUUUUUUUAGGAUAGGUCCAGAAAAACGUGCAGAAAUGCUUAAUAAAAUUCGUCAACCCCUCCCCCCGUGACUUUUUCAAAAUCCAAUAUGGUGCCCAUUUCACAUACUUUUUGCAUAAUUAUGCUUCUGGAAAGGUAAAGGACAAAUUUAUGCAUCUAUUAAUUAAUUCUAUCAUAUCAAUUAAUCUAUGUAUUAAGACAUGAGAAACUAUUUGCAAUGAUUAUCCAGAAGUUUCAAGUAUUGGAAAUGGCAACAUAUUGGAAUCCAAUGUGGCCCCCAUCGUAUUUGUUGAAUUCUUAUUUGCAUAUAAUUUCCCCUUUAGAUUAUUUCUUCUUUGAGUCAGAGUUCACAUUUCUGACAAACAUCCCAUCAAUGUCCAUAAAGUUAAAGAGAAUAGCCAAGAAGGUUUAUGGAAGGUGCUUUGGAACCCUCUGCAUAAUACCGCCAUCACAUUUAGUGUGACUGAGUAUGAACAGAAUCUGUACCACAUCUGGGAGGGAAUAAGAAUUGCGGAGGACAGCUGUCCGAACACCCAGACUGCGGUCCGACACACCCUGACUGAUUCAUGCACGUGCCGUGUGCAUUAGCCUCCAAUUGCAGUACAAAUGUACGUGGAACACAGUAAGAGAACCUGGACAGCUGCCAGAUUGCAGUAAGAACAAUAAGAUUGCACUUACAAGCCGCACAAUUGUGGUCCAACAGAAUAUACUCCAGCAGCACACUUGUGGUGCAUUUAAGCACAUUCAGGACAUUUGACUCCCGUUCCACAUGGCGGAAACAUAUCAAACAUCCCCCAGAACAUGAUCAGAAUGUCAUGAAUGCUGUUUUCACGCCAUCCGAUUGUUUAAACUGCAGUCAGACGGCACUUCAACUGCUGUUCGAUAGUGGUUCCACCUCGGCUGCACCACGACUGUUUUGAACAUGUGUAAAACAUUCGAGGCAGCUGCACAACUGUACCCAACUGGUUAGAAUGCUCUGACAAUGCUGUCGAUGUUUUCGAAUGCACCUCAACACUCCCAGAAUGUGGGCCAAAUUUUCAUUCAGGCUCACUUCGGGGUCAUUCGGCCUCUAGCGUGAUGGGGGUAUAAGCAAAUGCUUCAGUCUGUGAUAAUGAAAAUGUAACAGAAGUAUGAGAAUUCACAACACUGUCCAUAGCACAGGGAUCUAAAAUGUUAAAAUCUGAAUAUUAUGUAAAGGAGUUCAUAUCUGAAACCACUAGAUAAUCAUGGUAAAGAGUUUCUCAUGCCUUAAAACAUAAUGACAUUCAAAUCAGGAUCCUAACCUUUCCAGAAGCAAAGUUAUGAAAAGAAAACCAACAAGAAUAAAGCCACAAGGGAGAUUCCAUUAAUUUUUCUUUGCCCAUCCUGAAAAUUUCUGCUUGUUCUGCAAAAAUGUAUUUGGCCAUUAAUCUUCAAAAGGCUUGUACUCCUGAACCAGAGGUGACAGAAACAUGGCUACCAUUAGCAAUGAAUAGGAAGGCAUAUGUGGCUUUUCAGGUUAUACCAUCGCAUUUUACCUGAAGCAUCAAUAUGAAAUUCAGGUUCAUUCAAAAUUGAUCACAUAUUGAGGAUAACUGUGCCAGAAAUGCCCAUGGUUUAUAUUCCACAUAGAUAGUGAUAGGUGGUCUUAGAGAAUGUAACUUCUAAUUUGACAUUGAACAUAUUCAAAGUCAGACCUAAGUUGCUAUGAUAAUAUGAAAAUAAUGAAUGUUAUGAGGGCAAUGGUAAGAAUGAGUAAAGAUGAAACAUGCCAUUCAAGAGGCAUCAUUCCAUCUUUCUACUGCAUGAAGUCAUUCAUUAUUUGUUUUAUAUGACACCUAAAUAAAUCUGCAUAAUUGUAUUUAUUUUGAUAUUUUACUGCAAAUUGGAGGCGUUUCUUCUUGGAGCAGGAAUCAGAGGACAUGUGGCGGGAUUUAACUUAUGGAUAUCAAGGAGACAUUCUUACAAGCUAAUGGAGCUGUGCAAAAAUAACGGCAAAAAUAGUACCAAAAAUGCACACUAGAGACUAUCCAUGCAGUGAGACACAAUAAAUGUCACAUGCCAUAGAAUCCAGUCAAAUGAUGAGGAUUUAUUUAGGUGUCCAACAAAAAUAUGGUCUUUGUGUCACUGUCCCCAAGCAUCUCAGAGGCGGACAAUGUGGAACAGAUAAGACAUACAGGGAGAGACACAAAAGAGAGAAACAACAAACAGACCCAAACAGCUGUCCAAAUUCAAUACCAUCCCCAACAGCAGUACUCUGGCAGAUCAGAUUCCCUUAUGUAAUGUCAUUAGGCUCAUAGUAAUUUUACGGUCUCAGAAUUUCUACCGUUUUAAUUUUUGCCACCUGUAAAAGCCUUUUUAGUUCCAGACGUAUGAUACCUGACACACUGUCCUUUAAGAUAUUUCUAGAGAGGCUACAGUGGAGUUUGAUGCCAUGUAGGUCUCUCUGAUUAUCUUAUGUUUCUGCUGGGCCAGUAUAGGUCAUAUUAAUGAGUAUUUUUUUUCUUGAACAGUGAAAUUUAUCCAUUGUUUUAUGCAUCGAAAAUUACUGUACUAAUUUUUUUUCCCUGCAGUUUAGCCUCAUUCUCACCUAUUAAAGCUUUUGUAUUUAAAUGUA
Molecule: messenger RNA, 6321 nt
Organism: Thalassophryne amazonica
Lineage: Eukaryota; Metazoa; Chordata; Actinopteri; Batrachoidiformes; Batrachoididae
Gene: cdh19
Product: cadherin 19, type 2
Exons: 12
Coding region: 361-2775 (804 amino acids)
Biological process (GO): calcium-dependent cell-cell adhesion; cell-cell junction assembly; homophilic cell-cell adhesion
Cellular component (GO): catenin complex; plasma membrane; adherens junction
Molecular function (GO): calcium ion binding; cadherin binding
Source: RefSeq, a predicted model, not a curated record